This is a messenger RNA of Astrephomene gubernaculifera, 1959 nucleotides long. The record is from the annotation of a GenBank genome assembly. NCBI's taxonomy places the organism in Eukaryota, Viridiplantae, Chlorophyta, Chlorophyceae, Chlamydomonadales, Astrephomenaceae.
UUGUUUCCGCAUCAGCAAAAUGCAGGUCGUCAGCAGCCGCUCAGCCCAGCUGCGUGCCCCAGGCACUUGCAGGCGCGUCUCUCGCGCUCGUGUCGCGGUCGUCAAAGCUGCCAAGACCGCGGAUGGCCCGCGUGUUGCUAUCGUGGGCAUCACUGGCGCUGUUGGCCAGGAGUUCCUGACGGUGCUGAAGGAGCGCAACUUUCCUUACAGCGAUAUGAAGAUGCUGGCGUCCGCCAGGUCUGCAGGUCAGAAGCAGGAGUUUGAGGGCCAUACGUACACGGUUGAGGAGCUGACGGAGAACAGCUUCAAGGACGUGGAUAUCGCCCUCUUCAGCGCUGGUGGCUCCAUCAGCAAGAAGUUCGGACCCAUUGCUGUUAAGGAUGGCGCCAUCGUCGUGGAUAACAGCUCGGCUUUCCGCAUGACGGAGGGCGUGCCCCUGGUCAUCCCUGAGGUCAACCCUGAGGCCAUGUCCCACAUCAAGGUCGGCAAGGGCGGCGCCAUCAUCGCCAACCCCAACUGCUCCACCAUCAUUGCGCUGAUGGCCGUGACGCCGCUGCACCGCCUGGCCACCGUCAAGCGCAUGUGCGUGUCCACCUACCAGGCCGCCUCCGGAGCCGGCGCCGCCGCCAUGGAGGAGCUGCGCCAGCAGACUCGCGACGUGCUGGACGGCAAGCCCGCCCAGCCUAAGAUCUUCCCUCUACAGUACGCCUUCAACCUGUUCAGCCACAACAGCGGCAUGGACGUGGAGCUGGGCUACAACGAGGAGGAGAUGAAGCUGGUGAAGGAGACACGCAAGAUCUGGAGCUACCCCGCCGUGCGCAUCACCGGCACCUGCGUGCGUGUGCCCGUCAUGCGCGCCCACGCUGAGACCAUCAACCUGGAGUUCGAGAAGGACAUUUCCGAGGCCCAAGCGCUGGAGGCCCUGGCUGCCUUCCCCGGUGUGUCCAUCAUCAACGACCGCAAGAACAACCGCUUCCCCACGCCGCUGGACGCCACCACCAAGGACGAUGUGUUCGUGGGCCGCAUCCGCCGCGACAUCUCGCGCGACGACAACAAGGGCCUGGACCUGUUUGUGUGCGGUGACCAGAUCAAGAAGGGCGCCGCGCUCAACGCCGUCCAGAUUGCCGAGCUGCUGCUCUAAGUAACUGCUGCUGCUGCUGAAAGCAAGAGCGAUGUAAGCGGCGUGUUGUGGAUCAGGCGCGCCUGCUGUUGUGGUGGGUUGUGGAGGUGGUUGGGUAAAGCGGUGGAUGAGAAUGGAGCCAGGUGGAGCUGAGCAAAAGGGCUCGGCGGAGGGUUGUGCUGGCGCGUGCCGUACAUCAGCCCUAAAGCAGCGCGCAGCUGCCUGGGCUGAAGAGGGUCUUUCGGCAGCGCUUUGGUGGUUGUACGAUGGAGCUCUUGACUGCAGGGACGGACUGUCUGUUCGAUACCUCCUCGAACCAACGCAUUAGCAUGGGCCGCAAGCCACGCACGUGCGGCAAUGCUGGCGUAAUUUUUCGCGUUGUUGUACGCCUGCUGGCUUAUAUUUCGGCCCUUUGCUACUGGGAACAAUGGAACGCAGCGAACUGUGGACAUGACACGUGCGUGCGCGCUCCAGUCCCUUGCAUGGCGAGCGGUGUAUAAAGUGGGUUUUCGGUAACAUGGUGUGUAGCAUAUGUACGUUUUCGGACCGGGUGUGGCUUUGGGACUUCGCAAUGUCCUGCUUGCGCGUUGUGUGCUUGAAUGUCGUCAUGGUCCAGCGCCUUAGCGGUUUCAGCGCUUCAGGGAAAAGCGUGGUGGGCUGUGCCCUCCUGUGCCCGGUUGCGUCGUGAUUCUGCUGAACAUGGGGCUUCCUGUAAAUGAACAAACGCUGCUAACCGUUUCCACGAGGGCAUUCAACCAGGCUUGAGGGGAAUCAUGCGGCACGAAAUGAUCCAGCCAUGGUGGGGCUGACAGACGAAUGUAAGUAGAACGAAAUUGGCG